AUGGAAAUAACAUUUAUUGAUAUUGCACAUUUUAUAUCUGGUUUAUAUUCUCUUAUUCUUAUUCUUGUUGGUACACCAUUAAAUCUUUUAUGUUUCUAUAUCUAUACACGUCUUGUACCAAAUCGUUCAAAUCCAACAAUAAUUGUCUUUUCUUAUUUAGCUCUUAUUGAAUUAUUAAUACCAUUUACAUGGAAUAUAAAUUAUGUUGUACGAGAAUUAAUAUGGAAAUAUCAAAAUAUUAGUUCAAUUAAAAAUUUAGAACAACAUUCAUUAUUUAUAUGCAAAUUUAUUUCUUAUGGUGCAUAUUUUUCUCUUCAAUGUGCUGCAUGGCUUAAAACAUUAGCAACAUUUGCGCGAUGUGUUUCAUUGCAGCCUCAAUGGUCAUUAAAAAAAUGGUUAUCAAAACCAAUUAUAAUUCAUCGUGUUACUUGGAUGGUUAUUUUCUUUAUAGCUCUUAUUAAUUUUCCAAUAUGGAUAAUUAAUGGAAAACGUAUUCUUUAUAAUGAUGAAUUUAAUCAAACAAAACAAGAAAUUAAAUGUUAUCAAUCAAGAUUUUUUCAAUUUUGGGAAAUUGUUCAUUUAUUAUUAUAUAAUUUUAUUCCUUUUACAUUAAUGAUUUUAUCUAAUAUAUCAAUUAUUCGUCAAGUUAGAGAAUCUCGUAGACGAACAAGAAAAUCAAAAUUAAAUAAACAAUUUAGUAAUAACAGUAGCAAUAGUGCUGGUAAUCGUCGUGGUAGAUCAAGUGAUGGUGGUCGAUUAACAAAAACAUUAAUAUUAAUAACAAUAUUUUUUAUUAUGUUUACUUCACCUUCUGCUAUAUUUUAUAUUUUUUUUGGAAAAACGAUUAAAUUACACAGAAGUUUAAUCACAAUGACUUUGAGCAAUUUAGCAACAACAAGUCAUGUCACAUCAUUUAUUAUAUAUUGGUUAACAUCCAGUGAUUUUAGAGAUGCAGCUAUGAGCAUUCUCUUUUGUCGUCAAUUUGUGCUUCGUCGAAUACCAACAGAUGAAAAACACCAGGAUAAACCAAUUUCUGAGAAACCAAUAUUACCAUCAACAGCUCAACUCGAUGAUGACAAUCAUCAGAAAUUGCCUCCACUUCAAUUAUCAACAAUAAAUCCAUAA
Messenger RNA from Rotaria sp. Silwood1, 1125 nucleotides. The record is from the annotation of a GenBank genome assembly. NCBI's taxonomy places the organism in Eukaryota, Metazoa, Rotifera, Eurotatoria, Philodinida, Philodinidae.